AUGACUGUAUUAAUUGUAUAUGUUGAUGAUAUAUUGAUCACAGGUGAUGACACAAAUGAAAUCCAAAAUUUGAGUAAAAACCUCUCACAAGAGUUUGAUAUUAAGUCUCUUGGGAGACUAAGGUAUUUUCUUGAUACUGAGUUGGCACACUCGAAACAAGGUAUCUUUAUUUUUCAACAUAAAUAUAUUGUUGAUCUGCUCUAGGAAAUUGGACGACUUGCUUGUAAACCAACAGCCACACCAGUGGAUAUAAAUGUGAAACUUGGAGCAAGACGUGACAGUCCUCCAAUUAAUAAGGAAUCCUUCCAAAGGUUGAUUGGAAAAUUGAUUUAUCUAAAUCAUACUAGACCAGAUGUGGCAUAUGAUGUGAGUUCCUUGAGUCAAUUCAUGAAUGACCCAAGAGAAAUUCACUUACAAGCAACAUAUCGUAUUCUAGUAUAUUUGAAGAAUACUAUAGGACAAGGCCUAUUAUUUUCACAAAGUGAUGAUAGUAUUGUGGAAAUAUAUACAGAAGUAGAUUAUGCAAGAUCAGUAAGUGACAAGAGGUCAACAUCUGGAUAUUGUUCUUUCGUCGGUGGAAAUCUGGUCUCAUGGAGAAGAAGCAAAAGGUGA
Molecule: messenger RNA, 612 nt
Organism: Spirodela intermedia
Lineage: Eukaryota; Viridiplantae; Streptophyta; Magnoliopsida; Alismatales; Araceae
Source: the annotation of a GenBank genome assembly